Messenger RNA from Microdochium trichocladiopsis, 2499 nucleotides. Its product is annotated as fungal-specific transcription factor domain-containing protein. The transcript is spliced from 5 exons. Gene Ontology annotation, cellular component: nucleus. The record is from RefSeq and is a predicted model, not a curated record. Bases 23 to 2377 code for a protein of 784 amino acids. Gene Ontology annotation, biological process: positive regulation of transcription from RNA polymerase II promoter by galactose; DNA-templated transcription. Gene Ontology annotation, molecular function: RNA polymerase II cis-regulatory region sequence-specific DNA binding; zinc ion binding; DNA-binding transcription factor activity, RNA polymerase II-specific. NCBI's taxonomy places the organism in Eukaryota, Fungi, Ascomycota, Sordariomycetes, Xylariales, Microdochiaceae.
GUCUGCUUGUUUGCCGGACCACAUGGCCAAGCACAAUGGGGCGGCCGACGACAUGUCAGGCAGCAACAACAACAGCAACAACACGUCCGGCUCGAAGCGCCAGCGGGUCGCUCUUGCCUGCAACCCGUGCCGCACACGCAAGUCCAGGUGCAAUGGCGCCCGCCCAAGAUGCAGCCUUUGCGAGCGCAUGUCCUUUGACUGCACCUACGAUGCACCCGGGUCCGCGGCCAAUGUCAUCAUCCCAAAGGACGCCUUUGCCGACCUCGAGUCCCGCCUCCACCUCCUCGAGCAGAUCGUCAAGGGCCACCAUGAACAGCUGUCUGUCCGCAGUUUCAGCUCCGCCGCCUCCGACAGGGGCAUCUCUGAGACCUCUGCCGACCUCGACAGCCCAGCACCUGGCAUCACGAGGCUGCUGAGCGGCCAGGAGCCAGAGCUCGACCUAGACGAUCACACAGAUGGCAUGGCCAUCUCUUUUGUCGACGAGAAGGAUCAGGGCUUCUUUGGCCCGUCCGCCAACAUCUCAUUCAUGCGCAUCAUUCUGAGGUCCAUGCUCGCCGCCAGCCCGGCAAGCCCCGGGCCAAGCACGGUCAAGGUCAAGUCCAUGUCUUCCCGGACCGCCAGCAACACGCUAAAGGAGCCAGCGCAAAAUUUGGGCGUGACCCUGCCUCCCGAGGACGUCAUGCAUCGCCUGCUUCAACAAUACUUUGCCAACACGGGCUUGCUCUUCCCCUACAUCCACGAAGCUUCCUUCCUCGAGACGUAUCGGCAGGCCCGUGCCUCUGGCUUCACGAGCGUUCGCAGGACAUGGCUAGCCCUGCUCAACAUCAUCCUGGCCAUGGCUGUCCGCGCAGACGCCUCCCGAGCCGAGACGCCCCACUCGGCGAGAGGCGACGAGGCGGAGCCCUUCUAUAAACGCGCCUGUCUGCUCUGCGGGACGCAGAUGCUACGGGGCACGACGCUUGAGACUGUACAGUACCUUCUGUUGUCGACACAGUAUCUCCAGGGCACCCAGCACGCAGUGCAGACGUGGACAACGCACGGGCUGGCGGUCAAGACCGCGCUGUCCAUCGGGCUGCACUCCAAAGCCGCAUCGGCCAAGUUUCCACCUAUAGAGCGGGAGAUGCGCAAACGGACCUGGUUUGGCUGCAUCGUGCUCGACCGCAGUCUCAGCAUGACCUUCGGCCGACCGAGUGCCAUUCCAGAAGAUUAUGUACGGCUCGACCUGCCCGUGCCGAUACCUGGGGACAGAGAGCGCGGCAUGUCGGCGCUCUUCUUCUCCGCAACGGUCACGCUGUAUCGCAUCCUCUGGAAGGUCAUCGCGUCCUUGUACGGCCACAAUAUCGAGCAGGAGGAUAUUCCAGGGCCUGAGCUGCUGACCCGCAUCCUCGGACUCGAACAAGAACUAGAUCAGUGGCAGACCACGCUGCCACCGGCGCUACAAAUUGCGCCUCCUUCCUUUGAAGAGGCAGGCUCACCCGCAUCCUCGAGGUCGCCGUCGCAGCAGAUCGAGAAGCUGCGCAAUAUCAUCACGCUGCGCUACCUCAACACCAAGCUGUUGGUAAUGCGGCCGAUAUUGACAAACAUGCUCCAGACAAGGUUUAUGUCCCCAGGUGUGAAUAACCACGACGAAUACGACCAUCAGCAGCAAAACAAGUUCUUCACCACAGCAUGCUUCGGUGCGGCGGUCGAGUCGAUAUCUUUGAUACACGCCGUUGUCACGCGGCCUGAUCUGGGAAAGCACAUGCUAGGGGCGUGGUGGUUUACUCUGUGUUAUGCGUUUAAUGCCUCGCUCACAGUCUUUGGUGUCCUGCUCCUGCAACCUGCCGUCCCACCACAGGACAGUACGGAGCAAGUCCCGUCAGAUGUCUCCUCGCCGCAUUCACAACAAGGUGGUGGUCACCUGGAGAGCCGGCAACAAGCGACUCGAGGUCGCGAGGCACUCAUCAAAGCCAUCGAAGCGCUCGACGCAAUGGCGGCCAACAAUGUUCUCGUCGAUCGGUGCAUCGAGCACCUCCGGCAGCUCGUGCAUGUGCUGGACAGCAGGAAGGUGGAAGCAGAUUCCUCGAAUGUCGCAAAACCACUCUCGGCGACAUCUACGACGUUCCCGCCCGACUGCUCAUCCUUUAUUAUGUGCGGCAUGCCGGCUUCGACGUCCGCUACGACUACUGGUGCGGGCGUCCUGGUGGACUUCUCGAGCCCGAAGCUGGCCAUGGACGAGACCUCGAUCCUCGGGAUGACGUUCCCCGAUUACCACCACACCAUGAUGUUUGAGGACGAUCCAGGACCAGGCUUGUUCUUCACAGAAAGCAGCGGCAGUGGUGGCAGUGGGGUUGACGCCGGAAGUGAUUCGUGGAUGGAUUUCGGGUAUCAGCUUUGAGGCGUCUUGUGCAUGUAUCAUUGGGGAGGAGGGGGUCUGGGCGCAAUAAUGUAUUCAUUGGUCAGGGUACAACAUUUGGUAUGGCAUAGGAAAGAAAAAUAAAAACGAAUUGGGACCCCCGG